Protopolystoma xenopodis is the source of this 240-nucleotide messenger RNA. The record is from the annotation of a GenBank genome assembly. NCBI's taxonomy places the organism in Eukaryota, Metazoa, Platyhelminthes, Monogenea, Polystomatidea, Polystomatidae.
AUGCAGGCCCUGCGGAUGGAGGACCAACGUGGUACCAACCUUUCCGAGCUACUGACGCAGUUACCCGAAUCCCUAAAGUCAACGCUACUUGGACAGCCUGCCGGCCAGACACGCGAUUGCGGCCUUGCAGUUUCGCGCUCCAAAAGUGCUGUUGCUGAUUUUGAGAGAAUUAGGCAGGGAACCUUAUCUAAAGACGUUUUGCCAUCAUUUGCCCAUCAGCAACAGGACGACAGGACGUGA